AUGGCGCGUGAGGUGCGGGCGCUGCUGCUGUGGGCCCGCCGUCUCCGGGCUCCGCUGCCGGCGCCCCUGCGGGCGUCCACCGGGGGAGGGAGACCAACUGGGCCUUGGAGGACUGAGGUCCAGCUAGAGGGCCCGGGGCCACGGGCAGCGGCAGCCACAUGGGUGGUGGCAGGGCGGACGUUCAGCACUCAGGCUGCAGAGGAGAAGAAGGAGGAGCCACUGCACUCAAUCAUCAGCAACACCGAGACUGUGCAGGGUUCCACUUGCAAGCACGAGUUCCAGGCGGAAACCAAGAAGCUGCUGGACAUCGUGGCACGCUCCUUGUACUCGGAAAAAGAGGUGUUUAUCCGAGAACUGAUCUCUAACAGUAGCGAUGCUCUGGAGAAGCUGCGGCACAAGCUGGUCUGUGAGGGCCAGGCACUGCCUGAGAUGGAGAUCCACCUGCAGACCGACACUGAGAAGGGCACCAUCACCAUCCAGGACACGGGCAUCGGGAUGACACAAGAGGAGCUAGUGUCCAACCUGGGAACAAUUGCCAGAUCGGGGUCAAAGGCCUUCCUGGAUGCGCUGCAGAGCCAGGCUGAGGCCAGCAGCAAGAUCAUCGGCCAGUUUGGCGUGGGCUUCUACUCUGCCUUCAUGGUGGCCGACAGGGUCGAGGUUUUCACACAGGCAGCAGCGCCAGGCAGCCCCGGCUACCAGUGGCUUUCAGAUGGCUCGGGAGUGUUUGAAGUCGCCGAGGCCUCCGGAGUCAGGCCCGGGACCAAGAUCAUCAUCCAUCUCAAGGCAGACUGCAGGGAGUUCGCCAGCGAGUCCCGGGUGCGAGAUGUGAUAACAAAGUACAGUAACUUCGUCAGCUUCCCCCUGUUCCUCAACGGCAGGCGCAUGAACACUCUGCAGGCCAUCUGGACGAUGGAGGCCAAGGAUGUGGACGAAUCACAGCAUGAGGAGUUCUACCGCUACGUGGCCCAGGCCCACGACAGACCCCGCUACACACUGCACUACCGGACUGACGCACCCCUCAAUAUCCGCAGCAUCUUUUAUGUGCCAGAGAUGAAACCAUCCAUGUUUGACGUGAGUCGGGAGCUGGGUGCCAGUGUCGCCCUCUACAGCCGCAAAGUCCUCAUCCAGACCAAGGCUGCUGACAUCCUGCCCAAGUGGCUGCGCUUCGUCCGUGGUGUGGUGGACAGCGAGGACGUCCCCCUGAACCUGAGCCGGGAGCUCCUUCAGCAGAGUGCUCUCAUCAGGAAACUUCGGGAUGUGCUGCAGCAGAGGCUGAUAAAAUUCUUCCUAGAGCAGAGUAAAAAGGACCCCGAGAAGUAUGCCAAGUUUUUUGCCAGGCCAAGAGCACCUGGACUUGAGUUUUGGUUAAAGAGGAGGAUGAAGAGGGGUUGGGUGGUGGCAUGUGGUCUGGGAGCAAGUGUUUGGAAAGGAUUGGGUCCCUGGAACCAUGGUGCAGAUGUGGUCCUGGCCUCCCACAGCCAUUAGCAAGGAGCGUCACAUGCUGUCUGUCUGCAGGAGGACAUUGCAAAGCUGCUGCGAUACGAGUCCUCGGCCCUGCCCGCUUGGCAGAUGACCAGCCUGGUGGACUACGGUGGCCGCAUGCAGGCCGGCACCCGCAACAUCUAUUACCUGUGUGCACCCAACCGGCACUUAGCAGAGCACUCGCCCUAUUACGAGGCCAUGAAGCAGAAAAACAUGGAGGUGCUCUUCUGCUACGAGCAGUUUGAUGAGCUCACCCUGCUCCACCUGCGGGAGUUCGAUAAGAAGAAGCUGAUCUCCGUGGAGACUGACAUUGUGGUUGAUCACUAUAAGGAGGAGAAGUUUGAGGACGGGGCCUCAGCGGACGAGCGCCUGUCAGAGGAGGAAACGGAGGAGCUGAUGGCCUGGGUGAGAAACGCACUGGGGUCUCGCGUCACCAACGUGAAGGUGACCCUGCGACUUGACACUCACCCGGCCAUGAUCACUGUGCUGGAGAUGGGGGCUGCCCGGCACUUCCUGCGCAUGCAGCAGCUGGCCAAGACUCACGAGGAGCGUGCUCAGCUUCUGCAGCCCACCCUGGAGAUCAACCCCAGGCAUGCACUGAUCAAAAAGCUGAGUCAGCUGCGUUCAAGCGAGCCCGACCUGGCCCUGCUGCUCGUGGACCAGAUCUAUGAGAACGCCAUGAUCGCAGCAGGCCUUGUGGACGACCCCAGACCGAUGGUGGGCCGCCUGAACGAGCUCCUCACCAAGGCCCUGGAGAAGCACUGAGAGAGGACCAGCCCGUGUGCGCCGAGUGGCAAGCAGUGAGGAGAGCCUGAUGUAGUGUUGAGCCCUCCACCUUGAGUUUAUUUACCUCCAUUAAAAGUGAUUUUUCAA
This is a messenger RNA of Echinops telfairi (small Madagascar hedgehog), 2355 nucleotides long. It is a transcript of the gene TRAP1, whose product is annotated as TNF receptor associated protein 1. Gene Ontology annotation, biological process: protein folding. NCBI's taxonomy places the organism in Eukaryota, Metazoa, Chordata, Mammalia, Afrosoricida, Tenrecidae. Gene Ontology annotation, molecular function: ATP-dependent protein folding chaperone; ATP binding; protein kinase binding. Gene Ontology annotation, cellular component: mitochondrial inner membrane. The transcript has 18 exons. The record is from RefSeq and is a predicted model, not a curated record.